UCAUUCAACGCACUUGGUUUACCAGAGGCAGCAUCUCAUUAGGUGACCUAACGACUUUCAUGUUUCAUACUUACAUUUGGAAAGUCUAAAAGUAUCCGUGCGCGCGUGUGUUUGUAUGCCUGCAUGCGCGUGCACCUUUCGCCUCCUCUCUUGAGAUCGAGUUGGGAUUUGAUAGUUGGAGCUGCCAGGGAACACAAUGUGUUUUGACGCUGAAACAUCAUUGUGACUGUUUGUGUUUUUAAAAGACGAAGGAAAGUGAAUAAAGACGACUGGAGCGCCCCUAACCCCCUGAGCUGCGCCCGGUGUGAUGGAUGGAGAGGAGCUUCUGCAGGGUGGGGACACGGAGGCCUCGUGGUCCCUGCUGUCCUGGAUGGCGUCCUUACUCAUGGUGUUCGGGGGGGCCCUGCCCUACGUGCCCCAGUACCAGGACAUCCAGAGGAGCAACCACAGCGAAGGCUUCUCCACCAGAGUCUGCCUCGUGCUGCUCAUCGCCAACAUCCUGCGCAUCUUCUUCUGGAUAGGGAAGCAGUUUGAGCUCACCCUGCUGCUCCAGAGUGUGGUGAUGAUCCUCACCAUGUUUGCCAUGCUCCACCUCUGCUGCACCGUCCAAAACACCAACCGAGUGAGCACCAAGCAACACCGACUCUCAGACUUGGACGUGCGCUACUUCUGGAAGUGGAGCAUGUUCGAGGACUACCUGCUCUUCUGCUUCGGCUUCACCGUGCUGUGUGCGGUCGUCACCCUGCUGCUGCUGGACUCCGCCAUGUUCGUGGAGACGCUGGGCUCCCUGGCCGUCAUGUUCGAGGCCAUGCUGGGCUUCCCACAGCUGCUGCAAAACUUCCACAACUGCUCCACCAAAGGCAUGAGUGUGAAGAUGGUGAUGCUGUGGACGGCCGGCGACGUCUUCAAGACCCUCUACUUCGUGAUGAACGAGAGCCCGGCUCAGUUCUGGGUGUGCAGUUCGGUCCAGAUCCUGAUCGACGUGGCCAUCCUGCUGCAGGUCAUUUUUUACAGCCAAGACACACGGGUCAAACUUGGCUGAGCACGACGGCGACUCAAGGCAGCGGAGAAACCAGGGCACGUGUUUACAUUUUUAAAAUGUUGAUAUUUGAUGUCUUUUUAAUAAAACAAUAGGUGCCACGUCGAUGGAAUUAUCAUGCUGGAUAUUUAGCAUCAAGAAGUCAAUAUAGAUUAUUUUUUGUUUUCUAUAAUGAUUUUCCUUGAAUCAGUGUACUUUAUCAAAAGGGAAUCAUGUAGACCCAAUUUACCUUCAACUGCAAUUAGGUAAACCAGUUUAACCUUGAUCAAACUACUUUUAGCCAAGCACAAUGAACCACACCUUUGCCUUUACAUUUUUAAGAUAAUGCAGUAUUGUUGUGCAUUUGUUUGCACUUGUUAUACUAUUUAUUUGUUCUCUGUUGAACAUGUUCUAUAUCCUCAAGUGUAAUGGACAUGGAAACUGUGAGAGUGAAACAUUAUUCACACAGGCAGCUCUGUUCUGCUGUACUGGCAGCUGUAGCAGCCAGUCCUGCACUGGUAACCCUGCACUGGGUUCCACUUCCUGACUGAUGAGCCUCCCUCUUUACACUCGACACCUCGAUGGACUGUUGUCAUGAUGCAUAGUCUGUCAGGGUGUGACAUGCUUGCUGGUGUGUUCAUGCAGCCCAAAUUGAUUUAUUCCGUUGGCCAAACCAAGGCUGCAGAAUGUACACAAAAUAAUGUUAACUAAGCAAGACAUCAAUCUGGUGCUUUGUGGUUUAAUUGACAAGCAAUGCAGCUGUUUCUCCAAAGUAUGGGAAGAAAAAUGAACUACAGAAAUGCUGCCAUACAAAUGUUGCUGUAAUGCUUUGAUUCGUAACUCAGAAACUACAUAUUUUGUAGAUACCAAAGAACUCAUACCUCAGAUCCAAAUAUUUAAGGUAAAGUAACCAUAUUUGUGGCAUUGUAAUAUCUAACAUGUCAUCGCCCUAAUGUUUUUAGUGUCCCAUCAUCUGCUGAUUCUUUCGCUCUUUAAAAAUACUCUUAUUCUUUGAGACUCUGAAACUGUGAAAAGAUGACUCAUGAUGACAACUCCUAUUCCCUACUGUCAUAAUUUGUUUUGUACUACAAGAAAGAUACCUGUAGGGACUUUAUGAAAAUGAUUAGGUCAGGGAGGAGGUGCUACAUCUUGUGUUUGACUUUCAAAAAACACAAGAACCUCCUAGGAAGUAAAACUGGAAAUUGCCAAAUGUAUAAAUCAACUAUCUUUUUUUUAAGGGCUGGUAAUGACUAACUUGUUACUGUUGCCAGUGUGCCAAUGAGCGACCUUGGCAGAGCUGCAAACUCUGUAGUACUCAACCAAGACUUAAAACAAUUAAGGAAAAUACAUUAAAUGCCAUUGUAACUUA
This is a messenger RNA of Trematomus bernacchii (emerald rockcod), 2387 nucleotides long. RefSeq names its product solute carrier family 66 member 2. Gene Ontology annotation, cellular component: endosome; trans-Golgi network. Gene Ontology annotation, biological process: phospholipid translocation; retrograde transport, endosome to Golgi. Bases 308 to 1042 code for a protein of 244 amino acids. NCBI's taxonomy places the organism in Eukaryota, Metazoa, Chordata, Actinopteri, Perciformes, Nototheniidae. The record is from RefSeq and is a predicted model, not a curated record. The transcript has 5 exons.